CAGUAGCGAGCAGCACCGUAGUUUGCGUGAUCGUGAAGUCUGAGCCGACGAAGCAAAGUCAAGUAGCAAAGAUGGCGGUAUCGGUGUUUCCCUGUGUGCGGUUGCGGUCCAUCGGGGACGCGAACGGAGAGAUCCAGCGACACUCCGAGCAACAGCCCCUGAGGUUGGAGGUUAAAAGCACCCCAGACACGGCUCUCCUAAAUCUCUCCAAUAGCGAUGAGACAUCAGUCUUCAAGUGUUCGUUGUCCAGGGAAACGGAAUGCAGUCGCGUGGGGAAACAGUCAUUCAUCAUCACACUGGGCUGCAACAGUGUCCUGCUACAGUUCUCCACACCUGCAGAGUUUACUUCCUUCUAUAACAUUCUGAAGAGUUGCCGGGGCCACAAUGCAGAACACUCCGUCUUCAGUGACAGGACAGAAGAGUCCUCUGCCGUGCAAUACUUUCAGUUCUAUGGCUAUCUCUCUCAGCAGCAGAACAUGAUGCAGGACUAUGUUCGGACCGGAACCUACCAACGUGCCAUCCUUCAGAACCACGCUGACUUUAAGGACAAGGUGGUGUUAGAUGUGGGCUGUGGUUCAGGUAUUCUGUCGUUCUUUGCGGCGCAGGCCGGAGCCAGGAAGGUCUACGCUGUGGAGGCUAGCACCAUGGCCCAGCACGCAGAGGUGCUGGUAAACUCCAACGGAAUGGGGGAUCGUGUGGUGGUGAUAGCAGGGAAGGUGGAGGAGAUCUCUCUACCAGAGCAGGUGGACAUCAUCAUCUCUGAACCCAUGGGAUACAUGCUCUUCAACGAGAGAAUGCUGGAGAGUUACCUACACGCCAAGAAGUUCCUCAAACCCAACGGUAACAUGUUCCCCACUCUAGGUGACGUCCACCUGGCUCCCUUCACAGACGAACAGUUAUACAUGGAACAGUUUACCAAGGCCAACUUCUGGUAUCAGCCAUCGUUCCAUGGUGUUGAUCUGUCAUCACUGAGAGAAGCUGCAGUAGACGAGUAUUUCAGACAACCCAUUGUGGACACCUUUGAUAUCCGUAUCCUCAUGUCCAAGUCUGUCAAAUACACUGUCAACUUCCUGGACGCGAAGGAGGGGGAUCUGCACAGGAUGGAGAUUCCCUUCAAGUUCCACAUGAUGACGUCAGGUCUGGUCCAUGGUCUGGCCUUCUGGUUUGACGUGGCUUUCAUCGGCUCAGCGGUAACAGUGUGGCUCUCCACCUCUCCUACGGAGCCUCUGACCCACUGGUACCAGGUCCGCUGUCUGCUCCAGUCCCCUCUCUUCACCAAGGCAGGAGACACCCUGUCUGGUACUGCAACGCUCAUCGCUAACAAGAGACAGAGCUAUGACAUCAGUAUGGUGGCCCAGGUGGACCAGACAGGAAGCAAGUCUAGCAACCUGCUGGAUCUCAAGAACCCCUUCUUCAGGUACACAGGCAGCACGUCAGCCCCGCCCCCAGGCUCUCACUACUCCUCCCCCUCAGAGAACAUGUGGAGCAAUGGAGGAGUCUACAACAUGAACCAGGGAGGGAUGCCUGCUGUGUAUGACCUCAGUACGGUCAUCGGUGGCGGGGGCUCCACCGUGUCUCACAACAAUCUCAUCCCUCUUGUGAACACAGGGGUAGUGAACCAUACAUCUUCUAGAGUUGGGUCUAUCAUGAGUACAGGCGUGGGCCAGGGAGUGACAACUGGACAAUCGGGGCCCGGCAACAGUCCUCAAUACCCAAUCAACAACAGCCAGUUCACCAUGGGCGGGCCUUCCAUCUCCAUGUCGUCUCCCAUGGCAAUGCCUAGCAACACUAUGCACUAUGGGAGCUAAGACCUACCAACCGUCCGUAGCUCCCCCUCUUCCCUCCCAUCCCCCUCUUCUCUCUCUCCCUCCCACCCCCCCUCCUGGAAGGAAACCAAACUGGACUGAUAAUAUGGGCGUGCCUCUCCUCCCUUCACCCCUCCGUUCUCUGGUUCCUGAUGUCUCCGGCCCAGUCCAGAAACAUCUGACAGGGCUGUCAAAUGUCCAGGUUCUCCAUUCUGGUUGGAGGAUUUCUGAUGUCCUACUUGUUCUGUCUGGGUUGCAACCCGUUGAUGGUUUUAGUAGUUGCCUAAACACAUCCCCUUGAUCUCAACACAUUCUGAGGCAGUGUGAAAGGUGUGUGCUCGUAACCAUUCUGUUUUAUGUAUUCACAACCCACAUAGAAACAUUUAGAAGGAUCUUAUGUACUUACUGUGGCUAUGGGGGUUUAGAAACGUACACACACAGUUGUAUUAUACACACACACACACAGUUGUAUUAUACACACACACACACACACACACACAGUU
Oncorhynchus mykiss (rainbow trout) is the source of this 2308-nucleotide messenger RNA. The record is from RefSeq and is a predicted model, not a curated record. Lineage: Eukaryota; Metazoa; Chordata; Actinopteri; Salmoniformes; Salmonidae.